GCGAAUAAGAGGUCCGGCGCGACCCUAUAGGACCUGCUACCUGACGCCCCAAGCGAUAUAUAUAGUCCUGCCUGUCCUGGCAAUCAGCAUCAGUUGACAACGAACAGUCGAAGUGACAACAUCAUCUCUGAGACAUUUCUGAAUACUUUGAAAAAUAAACAUCAUCCAAAAAUGGGCGUAACACAGUCAGUGGAGAACGUGAAGAGCAGCGAGGACACCACUGUGGCGGCUGCUGGACCUGGCGGCAUGUGCUGCCUCUUGCCACGCCCUCGUCUGAGGGGCCUGCUCAGCAAGAUCCAGAGGAUCCUCCGCAACAAAGUCAGCAUCUCAUCGAGGAAGCACAAGAGUAAGCUGAGCAAGUUGAGCCGAUCCCGCUCCAAGUCGAACCUUCUGCGUCCCAUGCCCCGGUGCUCAUCCUUCGGAUCCUGCGGCACCCUGCUGACCACCGCCAGGGGAACUGGGCUGACCACCAUGGACCGCCACUACGCACAGUGGAAGUGCAGCUUCGAGCACUCAAUUGGCCAGGAGAAGCGUCCGCUUCACGACAUCAGCGAGGCUAUCGCCGGGCAGGUCACUCCCCACGGCUUCCCCUCCCACACGGACGCUCGCCGCUGCCUCCUCCCCGAGUCCGAGGACUCCCUGCCAGAGUCGCCGCUGUACGAGGCGAAGGUGCGCCGCCGGAUCAGCCUGCGCAUUCCAGUCCAGGCACGCCCUCUAGUGCGUCGGCCCUCUGCCCGCCAAAGGGCCGCCCAGGCUAGGAUGGAAGCCCAGAUCCAGAAGGACCUGUGCGACCUGGAGGACUACUACGGUGGCUUCCACUUUGCCCAGCGCAACGAGCGCUUGGUGCGCAUCUAGGACUCUAUUUUUAAGGACUCUAUAACCAGGACCCAAUUGAACAACUAUUUUUUGUAUUUUUUUUUGUAUUGUAAAGCCAACAUUGUGAUAGCUUGUAAGCCCAAGGACUUGAAUAAAAUUCGCAUAUUAAGAUUUGAAAUUUAAAA
Drosophila ananassae is the source of this 1001-nucleotide messenger RNA. RefSeq names its product protein nullo (gene nullo). Lineage: Eukaryota; Metazoa; Arthropoda; Insecta; Diptera; Drosophilidae. The transcript has a single exon. The coding region runs from base 172 to 855 and encodes 227 amino acids. The record is from RefSeq and is a predicted model, not a curated record.